Molecule: messenger RNA, 1591 nt
Organism: Onychomys torridus (southern grasshopper mouse)
Lineage: Eukaryota; Metazoa; Chordata; Mammalia; Rodentia; Cricetidae
Gene: Upp1
Product: uridine phosphorylase 1
Exons: 11
Coding region: 584-1522 (312 amino acids)
Biological process (GO): uridine catabolic process; nucleotide catabolic process
Cellular component (GO): cytoplasm; cytosol
Molecular function (GO): uridine phosphorylase activity
Source: RefSeq, a predicted model, not a curated record
CACUUCCCCUACUGGGCAAGCGCUCCCCUGGCCCUCCCUCAACAACGGAGGAUAUCCCUGCACCAGGAGGGAACAGGAGGGAAAGAAAAAUAAUCAAAACAAAACAGAAACUGGCCCGAAAUACCGAAAGGACACACUGAACAACAGCCGAGCUCUGCAUUCUUGACCUUAUCCACGAGGUCGUUCAUCUCAGGCACGUUCCCUCACUGUUUCCCGACAGAUGGACCUGGGCCCUGGCACUAGAGGUGACCUUGGGUAGCCAUACAGCCGCUUCCAGAUCGUUUCUUCGCCUGUGAACAGGUAUCCCCAAACGAAAGGGAACUAGAAGGCCGAGGCUCCCUGGCAACUUUUCCGGGUUCGGAGUGGAGGGUAAAGGAGCCAGAGAAGCCUUCCGAGCUAUUCGUGCGGCCGGCCGGCGGGGACUGAACGCUGAGUGGUCGGCUUUGCGGGAUCCUCGCCGCCUCUCCCUGCCUGUAGGGUUUGGUGGAGUGACUCACCGGUGACUGGGGUGGUCGCUCCCAUCCUGGCAGCCUUCCCUGGACGUGGACCUCCAGUCUCUUGACAGUCCUGCCACAGCGAGAGGAUGGCGGCUACCGGAACUGAAGCCAAGGACCUCAAAAACCAUCACAACAAAGACUGCUUCGUUCAACUUUCAAAUCCAAACAUAGCAACAAUGAAGGAAGACGUUCUCUACCAUUUCAACCUCAGCACUAGCACACAUGAUUUCCCUGCCAUGUUUGGAGAUGUGAAGUUUGUGUGUGUUGGUGGAAGCCCUUCCCGGAUGAGCACCUUCAUCAGGUAUAUGGCUGCCGAGCUGGGCCUUGACCAUCCAGGGAGAGAGUAUCCCAACAUCUGUGCAGGCACUGACCGCUACGCCAUGUAUAAAGUUGGACCUGUGCUGUCUGUGAGCCAUGGCAUGGGCAUUCCUUCCAUCGGGAUCAUGUUGCAUGAGCUCAUCAAGUUGCUGUACCAUGCCAGGUGCUCCAACGUUACCAUCAUCCGCAUCGGUACUUCAGGCGGGAUAGGUCUGGAGCCUGGCUCUGUAGUCAUCACGCAGCAGGCAGUGAAUGAGAGCUUCAAGCCGGAGUUUGAGCAGAUUGUCCUGGGGAAGCGGGUGGUCCGCAGCACCAGCCUGGAUGCCCAGCUGGUGCAGGAACUGCUGCAGUGCUCCUCAGACCUGAAUGAGUUCCCCACGGUUGUGGGUAACACCAUGUGCACCUUGGACUUCUACGAGGGGCAAGGCCGUCUGGAUGGUGCCCUCUGCUCCCACACAGAGAAGGACAAGCAGGCCUAUCUGCAGGCAGCGCACGCUGCAGGCGUCCGAAACAUCGAGAUGGAGUCUUCAUUGUUUGCCACCAUGUGCAGUGCCUGUGGCCUGAGAGCGGCUGUGGUGUGUGUGACCCUCCUGGACCGACUGCAAGGGGACCAGAUCAACACCCCCCACGAUGUGCUGGUGGAAUACCAGCAGAGACCUCAGAGGCUGGUGGGCCACUUCAUCAAGAAGAGCCUCGGCAGGACCUGAGGCUCUUGUCCUUGACACUCAGGACAAGCCUCUGCAACUACUGGCCAAUACAUCUAUUUUCAUAUCCCA